Messenger RNA from Trichosurus vulpecula (common brushtail), 942 nucleotides. RefSeq names its product olfactory receptor 51E2-like. Lineage: Eukaryota; Metazoa; Chordata; Mammalia; Diprotodontia; Phalangeridae. The record is from RefSeq and is a predicted model, not a curated record. The transcript has 2 exons. Gene Ontology annotation, cellular component: membrane. Gene Ontology annotation, biological process: G protein-coupled receptor signaling pathway. Gene Ontology annotation, molecular function: olfactory receptor activity; G protein-coupled receptor activity. The coding region runs from base 1 to 942 and encodes 313 amino acids.
AUGAAUCCCUGCAACUUCACCCACACCACCUUCAUUCUUAUAGGACUCCCAGGACUGGAAGCUGCCCAGUUCUGGAUAGCCUUCCCUCUUCUGUUCAUGUAUGUUGUAGCACUACUGGGCAACUGCACAGUAGUUUUCAUUGUGAGAACAGAACAUAGCCUACAUGCUCCCAUGUACCUCUUCCUUUGCAUGUUAGCAGCUAUUGACCUGGUCCUCUCCACUUUCACAAUGCCCAAGAUCCUUGCACUAUUCUGGUUCAACUCUCAGGAGAUUACCUUUGAUAUGUGUCUCACCCAGAUGUUCUUUAUCCAUGCUCUUUCAGCCACUGAAUCCACUGUCCUUUUGGCCAUGGCCUUUGACCGUUACGUGGCCAUCUGCCACCCUCUUCGGCAUGCAGCAAUCUUAACCAACACUGUCACAGCUCAGAUAGGCAUAGUAGCCGUAGUGCGGGGAUCCCUUUUCUUCUUCCCACUACCACUGCUCCUCAAGAGGCUUCAUUUCUGUGGCUCAAACAUUCUUACCCAUUCCUAUUGUGUGCACCAAGACAUGAUGAAGCUAGCCCAUGCUGACACCAUGCCCAAUGUGAUUUAUGGGCUCACUGCCAUCCUGUUGGUUAUGGGGGUGGAUUCUGUCUUUAUCCUGCUGUCCUAUGUUCUGAUCAUUAAGACCGUCUUAAGCAUUGCCUCUCCAGAGGAGCGGCACAAGGCUUUUAGCACAUGCAUAUCCCACAUUGGUGCCGUAGCCAUCUUCUACAUCCCCCUAAUCAGCUUGUGCUUUGUCCACAGAUUUGGAAAACGAGCCCCUCCAUAUGUACACACACUAAUGGCAAAUGUGUACCUACUCAUUCCUCCUGUUAUGAAUCCUAUUAUCUAUAGUGUGAAGACCAAGCAGAUACGCAAAGCCAUUCACAAAGUUCUCCUUCCCAAGGGAAGCCAGAUUUGA